GAAAGAGAGCUAGAAAGAUCAGCAGAACCAGUUUGUCAAGCUGAGGGGACCAAGACUGAACACGCAAGAACACUGGAAAUACAACGCGUCACCAUUACAGGAGAACACAGCAUCCUCCGUCUGGCAGCAAGAGUAAGGACUACAUCACCCCACCCCCCCCAAGUGUGUCGAAACAUGGUUGUGUGUGAGGAGGACCGGGAGUGCGGGGUGUGCUACCAGGCUUACACUCGCUCGGAGCGGGUCCCUCGCCUGCUGCACUGCAGCCACGUCUUGUGCACCCUGUGCCUGGAGCGCAUGAGCCGGGCCCUCAGCUCCCUCCUGGCCGUACGCUGCCCCUUCUGCCGCUGGACCACCUGCGUGGGGCCCAACCUCAGCCUGCAAGAGGGGCUGUGGGUCCACACCGAGCUGUGGGACCAGAUCUCCGAACACGAGGACAAGAAUGAAGAGGAGAGAGAGGAGGAGGAGGAGGAGAAGAGCCAGGGGCAGGCCACCAGACAGGUCCAACUCACUCAACAGUCAAAAUGGUCUUCUCUCAAGAGCUACAAGCUUCAUCUAGAGGUUCCCCCCAUCCUGAAGAGACUCUCCAACAACUUGCAGAGAACUUUCCAGAUCAGCCACCAGACAUGUAGCACGUCAUGACACAAGAGUCUAGAGUUUUGAGGGGACUUCCAAGAAGAAUUAAAAACCAGGAGAGAAGACAGAGGAAGACGAU
Messenger RNA from Anguilla anguilla (European eel), 712 nucleotides. Its product is annotated as RING finger protein 208-like. The record is from RefSeq and is a predicted model, not a curated record. The transcript is spliced from 4 exons. Gene Ontology annotation, biological process: protein ubiquitination. Lineage: Eukaryota; Metazoa; Chordata; Actinopteri; Anguilliformes; Anguillidae. Gene Ontology annotation, molecular function: ubiquitin protein ligase activity. The coding region runs from base 175 to 639 and encodes 154 amino acids.